Molecule: messenger RNA, 2155 nt
Organism: Ctenopharyngodon idella (grass carp)
Lineage: Eukaryota; Metazoa; Chordata; Actinopteri; Cypriniformes; Xenocyprididae
Product: E3 ubiquitin-protein ligase TRIM35-like
Exons: 6
Coding region: 225-1595 (456 amino acids)
Molecular function (GO): zinc ion binding; protein binding
Source: RefSeq, a predicted model, not a curated record
GACUCAUUUCCCCUUCCUGUCAAACUGACUCUCAUGUCUCGACAAAAACCAUAAAGAAUCAGCAAUCAGUGGAGAAUGAAGAAAAAUGCUUUAUAGAAGGAUUUUUGAAACGUUUGUUUCUAAAAAGACAGCAGAUCUUUGUUAUUCUUGUGGAUAUUCAUUUUCGAAACCACCAUUCAGAAAGUGAAAGUAAAGUUUAUAUUGCUGGAGCUUAAACAGUGAAAAUGGCUUCAGCAGCUGAAGAUGAUUAUAUUUGUCCUGUAUGUCAUGAAAUCUUCAAGGCUCCCGUUAUUUUAUCAUGUAGUCACAGUUUCUGUAAAGAGUGUCUUCAACAGUUCUGGAGAAUCAAGAAAACUCAGGAGUGUGCUGUCUGCAGGAGAAGAUCCUCAAAAGAUAAACCUCCAUGUAAUCUGGCAUUAAAAAACUUGUGUGAGUCGUUCCUGAAGGAGAGAAAUGAGAGGAGUUCAUCAGGAUCUGAGGAGAUCUGCAGUUUACACAGUGAGAAACUCAAACUCUUCUGUCUGGAGGACAAACAGCCUGUGUGUUUAGUGUGCUUUACUUCACAACAACACGUCAAUCACACAUUCAGACCCAUCAGUGAAGUCGUUUCAUCAUAUAAGGAGGAGCUCAAUACAGCACUGAAGUCCUUACAGAAGAAACUUCAACACAAUGAAGAAAUGAAAGGAGAGUUUGAGAAAACAGUUCAACACAUCAAGUCUCAAGCUGAGCACACAGAGCGUCAGAUUAAACAGCAGUUUGAGAAGCUUCAUCAGUUUCUCAGAGAUGAAGAAGAAGCUACAAUCACUGCACUGAGGGAGGAAGAGGAGCAGAAGAAGCAGAUGAUGAAGGAGAAGCUGGAGGAGAUGAACAGACACAUCUCAGCUCUUUCACACACAAUCAAAGACAUGGAGGAGAUGAUGAAAGCCAAUGACGUCUGCUUUCUGAAGGAGUUUCCAGUCUCAAAGGAAAGAGUCCAGAGCUCACAGCCGGAUCCACAGAUGGCUUCUGGAGCUUUGAUUCAUGUGCCACGUUACUUGGGCAACCUGCCGUUCAGAGUCUGGAAGAAGAUGCAGGACAUCGUCCAAAACACUUCUGUCAUUCUGGAUCCAAACACUGCAAAUCCAUGGCUCAUCCUGUCUGAUGAUCUGACCAGUGUGAGAUACAGCGGGAUCAAUCAACCUCUUCCUGAUAAUCCAGAGAGAAUUGACCAUUAUCCCUGUGUUCUGGGUUCAGAGGGGUUUAACUCAGGAACACACUGCUGGGAUGUGGAGGUUAAAGAGAGUUCAGAGUGGACUCUUGGAGUAACUACAGCAUCAAACCAGAGGAAGGGGUGGGGUUUCUACAACACCGAUGUCUGGAGUGUGGAGUAUGAUGUGGAUGGAGAGUGUGAAUCAUCUAUGAAUGAAUUUUGUGUUAAUCAGAAGCUUGAUCGUGUAAGAGUGUAUCUGCACUAUGACGGAGGAACGGUGUCAUUCUCUGAUCCUGUAACUAACACACAUCUACACACAUUCACAACCACCUUCACUCACACACUCUUUCCAUUCUUCAGUUGUUAUGAUGGAUCUCUGAGGAUCUUAGCAGUUAAUAGUCAGUAAUUGUUACUCCUGUAGGUCUGGAUCUUCCUGCUUUCAUCAUGUUUCCAAUAUUUAAUCCAGAUCACAUGAGUAACAAUGCUGUUGAUCUGUAUAUCAGUACGAUUGGGCCGUGAUGAUCACAUGACUGAUAUCAGCACUACAGCAACACACACACUCUCAUAUUGCUUUAAUACAACAGAUCAAUAAACAAGAAGUUUUCAUUUAUGUUCCACUUCACACAAUUAGACCGAUUGGAGAGCAUUUUAUUAUUCAUUUACCUGAUUAUUUCAGUCAAGUGUGUUACGACCUUGUCUUUUCCUUCGUCACCUGGUGGUGGCAUGUCAAAUUGGAUAAUUUAUGGGUGGAGAGUAUAAAUAUCUGGCUGAUCUACUCAACCGUACUUCCUCUGGUAGAACGUGUUUCUCCAGAGAAGUCAUUUGCUCCAACCUGCUUUCAUUUUGUUCUUCCCAACCUUUCUUACCCAUUGGAUUCUUAUUUUCUUUUGUUUAUUUAAUUCCCUAGACAUUGUGCUAUUUUGUUUGGAACAGAUAAUUUUGUAAUAAACAUGGCAAUUCAAAGAA